Postia placenta MAD-698-R-SB12 is the source of this 1224-nucleotide messenger RNA. RefSeq lists its product as hypothetical. The record is from RefSeq and is a predicted model, not a curated record. NCBI's taxonomy places the organism in Eukaryota, Fungi, Basidiomycota, Agaricomycetes, Polyporales, Adustoporiaceae. The transcript is spliced from 5 exons. Bases 1 to 1224 code for a protein of 407 amino acids.
AUGGCGCUGCUCACGAUCGAAAGCCCUGUGCCCUCGCCUCAGGCUCGCUUCUGUCUCGCCGCGGCCAACGACAACGCUCUCCGCCAGGGAUCGUCGGCACUUGUCGUGACGUCAGCGCUGUGCUACCUCGCAUCGCCGCUGGCCGCCCUGGCUGUCGUUCGCGUCCAAGCGAGCGACUUGCGCACACUCGACGACACACCAGACCACGGCACUUUCGACUCCGCCUGCUUAUUCUUCCUCCUCAACCUCGGCUCCUGGCCGCUCUCGUCGCACUGCGAGUCUUCCCCUCCUCCUCGCCGUUUCCCUCGCCCGCGACGUCCGCGCGCUAUUCCGCUCUCUGAGCCAUCGUGGCUGCUCGCCCGCGCUGCCAGCUGCCCACCCUGCCCGCAGGCACGUCCCUCACGUGAGUCGUCCUCGCCGUCACCCUCGCCGCCCACGACCACGCGCAGCCUCCCGCGUCUUAUAGACCGCAUGUGCGAGCUCGUCCGCACGCCAGGAGGCCUGUGUCCACGACGUCGGUAUGUGCUCACUUCUUGCCGUCCGCGCGCUCUCAUGCUGAUGGCUCUCGCGCCAUCGCGCGAAACGGUCGGCCGCGCAGCAGAACGCGCUCCACGCGGCGCCGCGCUAGAGCCGCGUUGCUGUCUGCAGGGCACCGGGCCCGCGGAAGACGUCGCGCCGCUGUGGACGGCAAGGCUCGCGAAGACAGUGUCGACGCGGCCGCGCGCACGGACGGCGCGCGCGAGCAAGAAGCACGCCAUUUUCUCGUCGCCCCAGGCUGCACCAGCUGCAGAUGAGGCCACAGACAACGAAGAUGAGGAUUCUAUGGACGAUAAUGCGGCCACCUCAAGCACAGAGGGACUCCAACUCACGUCGGCGCAGCAAUUGCGCCUGCUGAUGGGGUACUACCGUUUGUCCGAGAUCUGGGAGAAGCUCCGCAAGACACCAUUGAAUAUCGGGCACUCGGCCUCUUGCAGUGCAACCUGGCAUCAGCACGGCUGCACACAGAGUUGGCUCGAGUUCUGGAAAGGCAAGACGCGGUGUGAUGCCGUGCUUGAGAUCGGACCCGCAGAUGUGCCCGGUCGCCUUAAGGCGAUAGGUAAGGAGUUUGAGCGGUGGGGCUCUGCGACGUAUAUGCACCACGACUGUAGGAUGACCGCGAAGAGGAAGAUCCAAGAAAAAGCAAAGGAGAUCGAGGACGCUUUGCCGGAGUACUUUGUCGGGUGA